AUGUCUGACCUGCUCAAUGACCCCGUCUUCUUCAACCUGACUCCAGAUGACUAUCGUCGAGCAGACUUGAGCACGCCUGAGUCCCCGAUCUCUCCGCUUUCUGAGCAAUCCCAUGAAUUCCCUACCUUCGAUAGCUUUGGCUAUCGGGCAAGGGCUGCGGUAAAGGCUUACUUGGAGGAUCAUGAGGGACAUCAUGACUCCGCCAAGCGUCGGCGGUCAGCUCUUGGUCCCGAAGGUUUAUCUCUUGGCGCCAAACGCCCUCUAUCUGCAUACCUGGAAUGUCGCCAACCCUCCGUUAUCAACGGUUGGCCAAUGCCUAGCGCCCCUGGCUAUUGGCCGAGUUACGAUGCACUUUGUGACGGCAAAGAUCCACGAGAUCCUUCGUUCAUUCAAGAACAAGACAAGUUUCCAGGAUCUCCCUCGUCAGACAUAACCUUCGACAACUCAGUCAUUCGACAAGUCCUUGGUACUCGAAAGAUUUACCGCACUGGAAAAUGCGAAUAUCUUGUCCAUUGGGCAGGAUAUCCUAGAGGUCAACUCUCCUGGGUCUUGCAGGACAUCAUUCGCCCUGUUGCCGAGCACCAGUUCAUGUUCUUUGAGUACGAGCGUCACCUGUCGUGCUACAAGGGACCGGGUGGUGGAAUCUUUACCCGAAAAGAUGCACCUCAGUGUGAGGAGGGUGAUGAGAUGGGUUGUGUCGGCUGUGCGCGAUGCGGUCGAGGAUGUAAUUGA
This is a messenger RNA of Fusarium mangiferae, 732 nucleotides long. RefSeq lists its product as uncharacterized. The record is from RefSeq and is a predicted model, not a curated record. NCBI's taxonomy places the organism in Eukaryota, Fungi, Ascomycota, Sordariomycetes, Hypocreales, Nectriaceae. Bases 1 to 732 code for a protein of 243 amino acids. The transcript is spliced from 2 exons.